AUGUCGCAAUUCUCAGGAAAGACGGUUAUUGUCACCGGUUCGAGCUCAGGAAUCGGCAGAGCGAUUGCCGUGCUGUUGGCGAAGAGAGGAGCCAACGUUGUUGUUCAUGGAAGGCGGAAGGAGAAGAUUCAGGUUUUUGUUGAAACCACAAAGUCAUUAUUCCAUUUCAGGAGACAUUAGCCGCAUUAGAAACCGCUGGAUUAAAGCCAGAGAACUAUCUUGUAGUCACCGGCGCUAUUGAAGACGAGAAGACGCAGGAUUCUCUCAUCAACGACACUCUCAAGAAGUUUGGCCGGAUCGAUGUGAUUGUAAACAACGCCGGGAUUUCCCAUGACACCGCGGACGCGGACCGCAAUAGUCUUCACAACUUGGAUGUGGUCUACCAGGUCAAUGUUAGAAGGUGGGAAAAACAGUCCUAAUUGAAGUAAUUUUUUACAGCAUUUACCGAAUCAAUGAGCUGGCAUUGCCGCAUUUGGCCAAGACCAAGGGAAAUAUUGUCAAUAUUUCAUCGGUUGGAGGGCAACGAGGACAAGGGUUGUUCCUGCCUUACGCUGUGUCCAAGGCUGCCGUUGAUCAUUAUACUCGAUCUGCGGCCUUGGUUUUUGCUGAGGAAGGCGUCAGAAUCAACACGGUCAGGUGAGUAGUGUAAUUUCCAGGCAAGCCAAUAGAUUGUUCGGUACGUUAAGAUGGUUUUCAAGCCUUGCCUGACUGUUCUAUUCAUAGCAUUGCAUGAUUUAUGUAAACGCAGCUCAAAACUGGAACAUUUUUCUUUUAAGCCCUUGUAUGAUUUUUACUUUACGAUGCCCUUUUCGGCCAUCCCGAUCCGUAUUUUAAUACCGCUACACAUUUAGUCCCGGUCCGAUCAAGUCCGAAUUCCUGUCCCGUCACGGAAAGCCAGAAGAAGAGGAACUGACAAACAAUGCGUUUGUUAAGUUCGCCGUCACAAUUCCCCUUCAAAGAAUCGGAGAGCCUGAAGAAGUUGCCUCACUGGUAGCCUUCCUGGCCAGCGAGGAGGCUAGCUACAUAACGGGAACCGUUAUGGCCGUUGAUGGUGGACACUUGGCUGGGUUACCGAUUCCGUAGGUUGCUUUUGCGCAACUUUUUUUCGACUGUAUAUACAAGCCUAAACUUGCUGAUUGCAGUCUCAACAAGCAACUGUUUGCAUAA
This is a messenger RNA of Bursaphelenchus xylophilus (pine wood nematode), 1167 nucleotides long. Lineage: Eukaryota; Metazoa; Nematoda; Chromadorea; Rhabditida; Aphelenchoididae. The record is from the annotation of a GenBank genome assembly.